Molecule: messenger RNA, 3689 nt
Organism: Quercus lobata
Lineage: Eukaryota; Viridiplantae; Streptophyta; Magnoliopsida; Fagales; Fagaceae
Product: AMP-dependent synthetase and ligase family protein
Exons: 17
Coding region: 92-3673 (1193 amino acids)
Biological process (GO): amino acid activation for nonribosomal peptide biosynthetic process
Molecular function (GO): protein binding
Source: RefSeq, a predicted model, not a curated record
GUCAGGCGAUUGGUGUUAUCGGCCAAUUUUUGCCCACGAGGAAGUGAGGAACAUCAUCAGCAACAGUAACACACAGAGAGAGCACAAAGAGAUGAGUGAUGAAAGCCAAGGCCUUAGCAAAAAGAGAAGAAAGCACAGUGAUUGCCACUGCCACUGCAUAUCACACGAGUUCUUCAGAGUCGCAUCCAAUCACCCUAACAAAGUCGCCGUCGUCCAUUCCCAAAUCUCCACACAACUCCGCACCAGUGGCAUCGUCGAUAACACUGACACUGAUAAGCCGCCGCUUCGUGUGAAAUCGGCGUCGCCACCUUUUUACGACGGCGACCGCCUCUUUACUUUUUCUGAUCUCCUAACCUCCGUUGAUUCGCUCACCUCUCGCCUCCGCUCCAUUCUCCUCGGUAAUGGUACUCAUAAUGAGGUGGCUGAGUGUGCUCAAAUGGCGAAAUCUUUUGUGCCAUUUGUGUCAAGUGUGGAGCGAUCAAUUGAGUAUAAGGAUAUAUAUACUCCAAAAGUGGUGGGAAUAUACAUGCCACCUUCAGUGGAAUACAUAGUUGCUGUUCUUUCUAUAUUGAGGUGUGGGGAGGCAUUCAUGCCGUUAGAUCCAUCAUGGCCAAAGGAGAGGAUCUUAUCGGUUGUUGCUUCAUCAAAUGCUGAUUUAAUUAUUGGGUGCACAUCUUCAUUUGGGAGGAGUAGCAGAUACUGGCUUGAUAGAUCACAUUGGCUAAUAGAAUGCAGCAGCUGUCCUGUCUUAUGCUAUUCCAUGGAAGAAAGCCUUCAAGAGUAUAUAUGUCCGACGGAUUUUUUAUGGCCUUGUGAAAUUGGAAAAGAAAGAUUGUUUUGUUAUUUGAUGUACACUUCUGGAUCAUCUGGAAAGCCUAAAGGCGUUUGUGGCACUGAAAAAGGUCUUAUAAAUCGCUUUAUAUGGAUGCAAGAAUUGUAUCCCCUGCACAGUGAGGAACUUUUAUUGUUCAAGACAUCGAUUAGCUUUGUUGACCAUCUGCAAGAAUUUCUUGGGGCUGUACUAACUGCUUGUACAUUGGUUAUACCUCCUUACAAGGACCUAAAAGAGAAUGUAUUUUCUGUUAUUGACUUUCUGCAGGCUUAUUCUAUUAGUAGGCUUACUGCUGUUCCAUCAUUGAUGAGGUUAAUCCUUCCUGCUUUGCAAAGUCAACGUAAUAGGGCCAUUGCUAGUUCAUUGAAAGUUUUAGUGCUAAGUGGUGAAGUUCUGCCUUUAUCCUUGUGGGAUAUGCUUUCCAAGUUUUUACCAGAGACCACCAUUUUGAAUUUAUAUGGGAGUACAGAGGUGUCUGGUGAUUGUACAUAUUUUGACUGCAAGAGGUUGCCAAUGAUUUUGGAGAUGGAGACGCUAACAAGUGUUCCGAUUGGUGUGCCUAUUUCUAACUGCGAUGUAGUUCUUGUUGGCGAAAAUGACACAUCCAAUGAGGGAGAAAUAUAUGUUGCCGGUGCAUGUGUUUCUAGUGGAUACUUUUCAGAUUCUACUCAUUCGUUUCUGGACUCUGUAAAAUUGCCUCAGAACUCCAUUUGUAGCGGUUCCAUUGGCCAUGGAAAUCAAUUUUAUUUUAGAACUGGUGAUUUUGCUAGGCGGCUCCAGAGUGGUGACUUAGUUUUCUUGGGAAGAAAAGACCGCACUGUGAAGUUUAAUGGGCAUCGUAUUGCUUUGGAGGAGAUUGAAGAUGUGUUAAGGGGACAUCCUGAAGUAGUUGAUGCUGCUGUGAUUUUAAGUAAAGGUCAAGGGGAACUUGUGGUUCUUGAAGCAUUUAUAGUCUUAAGAGAGGAAAUAUCCAGUGAAACAUUCAGAUCUUCUAUCAGAAGUUGGAUGGUUGACAAACUUCCAUUAGCAAUGCUUCCUAACCAUUUCACAAUUACAGAGUCAAUACCUGUGUCUUCUAGCGGAAAAGUUGAUUAUGAGUUGUUGGCAGGUUCAGGAUUUCUCACUAAGCAAGUUCAAGAUAAGAUUGGUGACACGGGGAGCAGUGAUCUGUUGCGCAUUAUUACGACGGCCUUUUGUGAUGCUUUAAGGGUUGAAGAGGUCUCCAAUGAUGAUGAUUUCUUUAUGAUGGGUGGUAAUUCUAUUGCUGCAGCACAUCUUUCUCACAAUUUAGGGAUUGAUAUGAGAUUGAUUUAUUACUUUUCAAGUCCAUCUAAGAUUUAUCUGGCUCUUCUAGAGAAAAAAGAACCGUGGCUUCUAGAUGUCCAAAAGGAUGAUAUUUGGGAAAUGAAAUUUGAUGAGGGUAGGAGGAGCAUUUUUCAUUCCAUUAAAUCUGAGACCGCAGAUCCUUUUCUCUUUAAACCACGGGAGGGUUUAUUGAGGACCUCUUCUGGAAAGAAUGAGAAUAAUGCUGUAGUCUCUAAACGCAUAAAGGUGGAUUCAAAUAUACAUGUUAUUGCAGAAGAUGGUAGUCCAAGGGAUGGGUAUUUAUGGAGUUCUGCUUCAGAAUUCACAUCAUGUUCUGUCAGCCGGUGCAACAAGGUCAUGUAUGAAGGGGGGAGGAAUGAUAUAUGUCAAGCAACCUGGUCUGCAAAAAUUUCAAGAGAUAGAAAAGGUUCUAUGCAAGAAUUUUGGAAAGUUCACAUGGAGUCUUGUGUUGAUGCAUCACCAAUGGUUGUAUUUAAAGACCCGGAGAUCUAUUUAUUUAUUGGAUCUCACUCGCAUAAAUUUCUGUGUGUUAAUGCCAAAAGUGGUUCUGUCCAGUGGGAGGUCAAAUUAGAGGGGCGAAUUGAAUGUUCAGCUGCAGUUCUUGCCGAUUUUUCUCAGGUUGUAGUUGGAUGCUACAAAGGCAAAAUAUAUUUUCUUGAUUUUAUGCAUGGAAACAUCUGCUGGAUUUUCCAAACGUCUGGUGAGGUGAAGUCGCAGCCAGUCGUAGAUGUACGCAGGCAAUUGAUUUGGUGUGGAUCACAUGAUCAUAACUUAUAUGCUCUUGACUACAAAAAUCGUUGCUGUGUUUAUAAGCUUUCAUGUGGUGGGAGUAUUUUUGGCUCGCCUGUAAUUAAUGAGGUGCAUGACACACUUUAUGUGGCUUCUACUAGUGGUCGUUUGACAGCUAUAUCAAUUAUGAUUUUACCAUUUAAUACUUUGUGGCUGAAAGAGUUAGAAGUGCCAGUGUUUGGGUCUCCCGCCAUCAAUUCUCUGAAUGGAAAUGUUAUUUGUUGUUUGGUGGAUGGACAUGUUAUCUCUUUGGACUCAAGUGGAUCCAUUGUCUGGAAGUAUAGAACUGCUGGUCCAAUAUUUGCUGGACCCUGCAUUUCUGCUGCUCUUCCUUCUCAGGUGCUUAUAUGUUCCAGAAAUGGAAGUAUUUAUUCACUUGAACUGGAAAAGGGAGAACUACUGUGGGAAUACAAUAUUGGAGAUCCAAUUACUGCAUCUGCUUAUGUUGAUGAGCACUUACGGUUGAUAUCUGAUUCUUCCCGUUCAUCUGACAGGUUAAUUUGUGUCUGUUCCAGUUCUGGAAGUGUAUGUUUGCUUCGAGUUAACUUGGAGGUCAACAGAGAGACGAGUCAACUAGGAAUAGAUGUGCAGGAAUUCGCUAGGUUGGACCUCCAGGGAGACAUAUUCUCUUCACCUGUAAUGAUUGGUGGCAGAAUUUUUGUUGGUUGCAGGGAUGAUUAUGUGCACUGCAUUGUUGUUGAAAUUCAAAGUCUAUUGCAAUCAUAGAGCUUAUUUGUGUGGC